AUGGAAAAUUCACUCCCUCUUGGCCGAACAACAACGACGGAUUCUCUUCGGUCUCGGAAAUCGUCGCCUUCCCCCGAUGCGCCUUCUUCGCCUGACACAACCAUAACCGAGCCGGAGCAGUCACCGGGAGCGGACGACGAUAUCUGGGAUACGUCAUCCGAUCAUUUCCCUCUCACGACGGCUCAGCAUCCUGACCAUGAUCUGGACGCCACAUCCGCGCCCUAUCCUCACGACGAUGACUCGCAUCCCAGAUUUGUGAGAGGGGCGAUUCUCUCCGACCUUCCCGCACUAAGGAGACAGCAUAUGACAGACGGGUAUCGCGAGGGGUUGUCUGUGGGAAAGGCACGGGUCAUGCAGAGCGGCUUUGACGCGGGUUAUCCCCUUGGUGUGGAGGUCGGGCUGAGGGCUGGGAAUGUGCUGGGGGUGCUGGAAGGUGUUAUUGCCGCGCUGACGAGUUCAAAGUCUGGUGCUGGCUCGGUCAGGACAGCAAGGGCUUCACCAGCCUCGAUCGAAGGCGGGCAAAGCUCAAGGGCGACGGGUGUUGCCGCUGUGCCUUCGUCCGGAACGGGCGGAGUAGAAAUGACGACGGGCUCGACGCGUGAAGUCGGCAACAGGACUGCUCCGAAUGAGGAAGAGCUGAGCUUCGUUCGAGCUUUAUAUGCUCGUGCACAGGAAGAGCUGAAAAUCUCGGAACUACUGAAGGGAUUGGGCGACGACAAGAUUGCGGCAAUACCAGACGCGGUGGCAUCUACUACUGAGGGGAAUUUGCCAGUGGGAGGAAAAGCUAAAACAGAGCCACCCCUGCCGAAAGAAAUCGAGGAUGCACUGGGGAAGUGGGAACGGCUCGUAUUUGGUGCUCUAAGGCAAAGACCUGAGUAUGCGGCUUUGGCGACUCCGGCCGGGAAACAAGCUACAUGA
Messenger RNA from Cladophialophora carrionii CBS 160.54, 918 nucleotides. RefSeq lists its product as uncharacterized. The transcript has a single exon. Bases 1 to 918 code for a protein of 305 amino acids. The record is from RefSeq and is a predicted model, not a curated record. Lineage: Eukaryota; Fungi; Ascomycota; Eurotiomycetes; Chaetothyriales; Herpotrichiellaceae.